Messenger RNA from Trichoderma atroviride IMI 206040, 2208 nucleotides. NCBI's taxonomy places the organism in Eukaryota, Fungi, Ascomycota, Sordariomycetes, Hypocreales, Hypocreaceae. The record is from RefSeq and is a predicted model, not a curated record.
AUGGCAGGCCCAAGAGGAGGCGGAAACUUUAGAGGCCGCGGCUCAAGAGGUGGCUCCAGAGGUGGAGCAAGAGGCAGAGGCAGAGGAGGCAGAGGCAAGCAGUUCAGUCGAUGGGGCCCAGACAGAAAAUUUGAUGGUGCUCGGCUGGCUGAAAAUGGCGAAGAAGAGGAUGAGAGCGGAUCUGGAUCAGACGCCUCAGACGUGGAAUACGGGGCGCUCAACGAUGUAGCCUCAGAUGACGACGAGCAGCAGGCUACCGCACGCCCAUACAUGGCACUGAUGCAGAAAUUCCACGAUUCGAGCGCAUCAAGUGCGCCGAGCGCCAAACGGAGAAAGAUUUCACACGCCGAACCCUCAAGCCGGAGCCCAAGCCCAAGCCCCGCGCAGGAGCAGUCAGAAGACGAGGAGGAGGAAGAAUCGAAUUCCAAGCGAGAGGAUAUUGACGAAGCUGACGAGGAAGAGGGGGGAGGAGAAGAAGACCAGACUGGAGGCGUUGAAGAUGCUGCAGACGACUCAGACGACGAGAUUGAUGCCACGGAUCCGUUUGACGCCCAUUUCGCCAAUCCAGACCAACAAAUAAGUGCGCCAGCGGUAACAGCGGCGAAGAAGGGAGAAUGGGCUACAAGUCGGGCUAUGAUACAGCCUUGGAGAGCAGUUGUGGUCUCUCCUGAUACCAACAGCACUGAUCCCAUUCCGCAGCCAAUAUCGGGACUUGGUGGGCUGAAACUUAAGCAGAAGCUGCGAGAAACAGCAAAGGAGAAGAUGAGCAAUCUGGAUACAGCCCAAAAGGCACUUGCACCUUUAUUAUUCGGUUACAAGGACAUCUUGUAUUGCGACCGGUCUGUGGAGAACUCUCACAAAAUGCGACAGACAGUCUGCCUCCAUGCGCUGAACCACAUCUUCAAGACUCGAGACAGAGUAAUCAAGAACAACUAUAAACUUUCAAAGGCUGGCGAUGAUGCGGAACUUGAACUCCGAGACCAAGGCUUCACAAGACCCAAGGUCCUGUUUCUUCUACCAACCCGGAACUCAUGCGCCCAGAUUAUGAAGGUGAUCCAGGACUUGAUUGAACCAGACCAACAAGAGAAUUUUAAGCGUUUCAAUGAAUCUUACGCUGAGAGCGACGAAGCCUUUGGUGCUGAUCGGCCUGCCGAUUUCAAGGAGCUGUUUGGUGGUAAUGACGACGACAUGUUCCGCAUCGGCAUCAAGUUUACACGCAAGACGAUCAAGUAUUUUGCGCAGUUCUAUAGCUCUGAUAUCCUUUUCGCUAGUCCUCUUGGCCUGCGUAUGGCUAUGGGGUCCGAGGAGGAGAAGAAGAAGCCCGAUUUUGACUUUCUCAGUUCCAUUGAGAUGGUUGUCAUGGACCAGGCAGAUGCUCUGUUGAUGCAGAACUGGGAGCACGUUGAGCACAUCUUUGAGCACCUCAACCUUCAGCCCAAGGAUGCGCAUGACUGUGAUUUCAGCCGCGUCCGCAAUUGGUAUCUGGAAGACGAGGCAAAAUACUACAGGCAGACGGUGAUUCUAUCUGCCUUCAACACCCCCGAGUUGGCAGAGCUGCAAAGAGUAUACUGCCAUAACUGGGCUGGAAGAGUUCGACUCCAGCCGGAGUACCCUGGCGUUCUUGGACAACUGGGUGUCAAGAUCAAGCAGACGUUUGCUCGAUUUCAAUCAAACGCCGUGGAAAAGGAUCCCGAAGCCAGAUUCGAAUACUUCACUUCUACCAUUAUUCCUUCUCUGGUGAAGCGAUCCAAAGAUACUAGCGGGACCCUCAUAUUCAUCCCCUCGUAUCUUGACUUUGUUCGCGUGAGGAACUAUUUCGCUACCGCCGACGAAGUCUUCAGCCUCACCUUUGGCGUGAUAUCCGAGUACACGGAAGUUCGAGAAGCUUCCCGAGCUCGAUCCCACUUCUUAACCGGCCGACACAAGGUCUUGCUCUACACCGAAAGAGCACACCACUUCCGACGGUAUCAGUUCAGCGGGGUGCAGAGAGUCGUCUUCUACGGGCUGCCGGACAAUCCCAUCUUCUAUAAGGAGAUUGCGGGCGGGUACCUGGCCAAGAGCGAGAAGGACAUGAAGAUUGAGCCUGGGCAGGGGACUGUGCGGGCGAUAUUUUCGAAAUACGAUGUGAUGAAGUUGGAGAGGGUGGCAGGGUCGAAGAGAGUAGGGAAGAUGAUUCAGGAUCGUGGUGAUACCUUUGAUUUUGUGUAG